ACUGCAGAUACAAAAUGAGAAUCUUAUCCUCUGGUCAGGAAGAAGAAGAGAAAGAUGAGUUCCGUAGGCCAAAGCAUUCUCAUGGCUUUAACAGUAACGGUUAACAAAUAUGUUUCUUCCAAUCUUCAAUCUGUACGCAGAAACGAUACCAAACGCGAUUCUUUAGCCGCUCGGACCGCUGAUUUAGGACGCAGAAACGUCCUCUUCUCCUCUUCCUCAUUCAUCGCUGCUGCUUUGACCACCAGCGAUCAACUUCUCCAGAAGUAUUUGAAGAAGACUGAGGAAAACAAAGCCAAGAAUGAUAAGGAGAGAUUGGACGGUUAUUACAAGAGGAAUUAUAAAGACUAUUUUGAGUUUGUUGAAGGAUCUAUAAAGGGAAAGACAGAAGCAGAGCUCAGUGAGUCUGAGAAACGGAUUCUUGAAUGGCUCAAAGCUAACAAAUGAUUACGAUGAUGAUGAUAAGUUUUUGUUUGUCUAUGAAACUUUUCCGUAAAAAAGACAGCUCAGUAAUUUUAAAAUCUUGCUUAAAGUUUUGGUUGAAUCUGUUUCUUCCCUUUCUCAACAUUCUAGGAGUACUAGUCCUAGAAUGAUUCUAGUAGAAUCCAAGCUCAGUCUUGUCACUUGUGUAUGCAAUGACACAGUCAAGAGAGUGGAGUGGAGAAGUGACUUGCAGCUAGUAGUCUCUCGUCUCCAUGGGAGAUAAUUUUCUCGAAAGAGCCUAAACCGUCUGUGUUUGCAGUCAAAGGAUGUUGCUUGAACCUGUUUAGCUACUCGUGGAUAAGCUUGUCCACGGCGUUUUCCGGUUGGUUAUAAACUGUUAUCUGUUUGACACAUUUUGUAGUAUCCUUUAUGGUUUCCACCGGGACCAGAUUACAAUGCCUUUCACUAGCGGUA
Molecule: messenger RNA, 894 nt
Organism: Camelina sativa (false flax)
Lineage: Eukaryota; Viridiplantae; Streptophyta; Magnoliopsida; Brassicales; Brassicaceae
Biological process (GO): photosynthesis
Cellular component (GO): photosystem I
Source: RefSeq, a predicted model, not a curated record